Messenger RNA from Adelges cooleyi (spruce gall adelgid), 917 nucleotides. RefSeq names its product odorant receptor coreceptor-like. Lineage: Eukaryota; Metazoa; Arthropoda; Insecta; Hemiptera; Adelgidae. The coding region runs from base 78 to 842 and encodes 254 amino acids. Gene Ontology annotation, cellular component: dendrite; membrane; axon. The record is from RefSeq and is a predicted model, not a curated record. Gene Ontology annotation, biological process: sensory perception of taste. The transcript has 5 exons.
UCCAAUUGCUCCGGUAUCGUUACUUGCGCAGAUUGCCCGUCGCCACGUUUGCCGUGAUCUUAUUCACGUUUACCCUCAUGACCAAAACGUUUGUGGCCGUACUCUUGAUCAAUCUGAAAUAUCCGUUUCUCUAUUACAUGUUUUUCAUUGCUUACGCGUGUCCCGUAUUUCUCGUUCACCUGAUAAACGUCAUGUGUUUGGUAUCUCAGCAUUCCUACGAAGACGUAAAUAGGGAAUUGGGAGAACUGAAAAAUUUGAAAUCGAAAACUGAACGGGUGUUUCGAUUGAGAUCGUUGAUGAACGACCAUUGGUUUCUUGAAGAUUAUAUUGAACUCGUGUCCAAGACGUUCGGUUCUAAAUUAUUGUUAACCAUACUGGACAUAUACAUUCAGCUGCUACUAUGUUUGUAUUAUGCGAUAUGGGAUUCUAUUGUUCACGGAUUGCACGAUAUAUUACUUCACGGGGUCCUAAACAUAGUUAUUUUAAUGGGCAAUUUGAUUUAUUUGUGUUACAGAGGCCACUCUACAGUCAAAGAGAGUCGACGGGUAAUUUAUCAACUUCGGCAUUUGAGAGAUUUAUUGUACGACGAUCCCGUUUGUCAAGCUAUUCUAAAAAUAUUCACACUUCGAGUCAAUUGUCGUAAAGUACAAGUUACAGCUGCAAAGUUUUUUGACAUAAAUCUGUCAUUACUUUUUGGUUCGGCAGGCAUUGUGCUAACUUACUUUUUGGUGCUUAUUCAAUUCCAAAUAGAAGGUUCCAAACAUACAUCUGCCGCAAUGAAUAUCAGUGAAGUUGUUACCGUUAAAUGUAAAUCAUGGCCUUGUAUUAUCAAAGAUGAAUAAUUGUAAUUUUUAAAAAGUUUUUUAUUUGUUUUUAACUGUGUGAACUAUUUCGUUAUUAUCUCUUAUGAAACCAAU